CGACGGACACUAGACUCAAAACAGCAGAACUGCAGCUUCAGCUGUUUAUCAGUUCAUGAGCGACGCGCGCUGAAUCACUAAUGCUGAAUCUGCUAUCGUUGAGUUAGGUUGCUGGUUGUGCCGGUAAAACGGUACCGUAAUAGGAUGUGGAAUCAGCAGGCACCUUGGCCGCUUCUUCAGCAGCAAUCAAAACAAAAUCCUGGUGAAGUUGAUUGGGCAGCUCUUGCUCAAGCUUGGAUUCAUCAGAAAGGAACAGAAGAUGAACAGAAUUUGCCGCAACAGAAUGUGGCAAAACCCCCCGAACCAUCACAAAAUGUACCUCCUGAGCAAGUACCAGUUGCUACACAACAGCAGAUGUUAUGGCAACAACAAGGGCAUUGGCAACAAAAUCGAGGAUGGGGACACGGACCUCAACAGGGAUGGAAUCAACAAGAUCAUUCAACUCAGCAGUGGAAUCAAAUGAACCAACAUCCUCAGCAGUGGCAAGGAAACUUCAACCAGCAGCAAUGGUUUGGAAAUGGUCAUCCACCACAACAUAAUGAGGAGCCUAAACCACCACUUCCUCCACCAGAAGAUGAACCCACGAAUGGUAACAACGUAGCAGAUAUAAUACCUCCGCCUCCAUUGCCUGUUGAUGGUCUUGGAAAUAUGGAUCAAAAUUUGAGAACGGAUAAUCACAAGGAAAUAAUAGAUUACAGUCAUCAACAUCCCAGUGGAGAAUUCAAUUUUAGAAAAGAUGGAAGAUUCACUAAAGAUUUUCAUCCGAAAGAUAGUUUUGUUGUUGAAGAUCAGGUGAAUAAUUUUUACCAAGAUCAUUCGAAUGCUGCACUAUGGACCGUCGGUGAUCCACAACCUCCACCAUGGAGAAGAAAUAAAGGGAAUUGGAACCAACCACACUUGCAAUGGCAAGGACAGAAUGAAAAUGAAUUCACUCCUCCAUUGAUGGAUCAGGGUUUCGGACAAGAUGGAUUUCAAAUGGAUGAUUCUAAACGUCGGAAACUUCCACCAUGGAUACGAGAGGGAUUGGAAAAAAUGGAAAGAGAAAAACAAAAGAAAUUACAGCAAGAACAAAUGUUGAAAAAAGAAAACGAAUUGGAACUAGAAACAAAAAAGAACAGAGAUCCGAAUAAGAGUAAAUUUGAAUCUGAUGAUGAAGAAUCAGAUUCUGAACUUCCUGAUGCUGACCAGGAUGUAGAAGAAGAAAAUGAACAAGAGGAAGAAGAUAUUCAGGAGGAAAAUGAACCUGAAAUGACGAAAGAAGAGAAACAACAAGAAUUGAUGUUUAAAGUUCGUAGAAUGUUGACUGAAAUUCUUCUUGAUGUUACCAACUCUGAAUCAAAAUCGAUAGCGGAAGAAGUUUACACUAAAGCUAAGAAAAAAGCUCAAGCAAACUCGAUAGUCAAAUCAAAAUCAGCUUCUUCACAAUUUGGUCUCAUUGCUGGAUACGGAUCCGGUAGUGAUGAAGAGGAAUCAGCAGAUGAAAGGGAGGAAAGUGAUGAGUCAUCCAGUGAUGAUGAUCAAACAUCGGAUAAAAUUAAACAAAAACAAAAUGAGUUUAACCUACGUCAACGUGAAGUUUUGAAAGUAUUGGAAGAAAUGGAAAAGCGGAAAACUGCUGAAGAAAAGGAAAGUGAUGAAGAAGAACAAAUAGAUGAAAAUGAAAUCACAGAACCAGAUGAAAAAAUUACUAUUAAGCAUGAACAACCUGAACCUCAAACAAUUGUCCCCAAAGUCAUUCUAAAAAAAGAAAUUUCAUCAGAUUCUUCAAAUUCGAGUUCAAGUUCAGAAAGUGACGAAAUUAUCGAAUCCAAAACUAAAUUAAAACAAAAAUCCCGAUCUCGAACGCCAAAAAAAUCAAAAAACUCACAUAAAACUAGUGAUAGAAGUUCGAGAUCACCUUCAAAAUCAAAAAAGAUUUCUCGUUCUUAUGAUAGAAGAAAAUCGAGGGAUCACAGGUCACGAUCUCCUGAUCGCAAACGAUCACUGUCUCGAGAUCGAAGACGUUCUCGUGAGCGCAAGCGAUCAAGAGACCGAAGAAGAUCCAGGUCACACGAUAGGAAGAGGUCAAGGUCACAGAGUCGUAGAUCCCAUUCUCGGAGUAGGAAAAAAAGAAAGCACCGUUCCUCUUCUCGAGAGAGGAGCGGUGACAUUGGUAAGUCUCGAAGGUCAUCGAGUAAAAAAGGAGUAAGUAAAUCAAAGGGGGGUAAAAAGUCCAAAAAGAAGAAAAAACAAGAAUCUUCAUCCAGCGAUAGUUCCAGUGGUGAUAGUGAAGAAUAUUUGAAACAUAAAAAAUCAAAAAAAUCGUCUGGUAAGAAAGAUCGGAGGAAGAGGUCUACAUCAAGAUCGUAAUCGCGACCUUUCAUCCCAGUCAUACAAGAGAGCGCCUACUGGAAUUUCUACAGAAAAAAUGGAGAUGUUUCUCUGUCAGAAAAUGUUCUUUGUUCCGUGUAGUGUUUCUUCACACUUUCAUAUUGUGCAUAUAAAUUGUAGAUAGUUCGAUGACUUAAGAACUGAUUUUUCAAAAUCUUCUCUGUUACAUCGUGCUGUAUAACAUUGUGUAGCUCCUAAUAAAGUAAAUUCAGUUGUGUUGAAUUUGAAAAGAUUGCUCCUGACUAGGGCUGGGCAUUCCGAAUCGAAUAUUCGAAUCGAAUAGUAAAUUAUUCGAAUCGGUUCAAAGCGAAAUUUCGAAUCACCGCCAUCUUGUUUUUUUCCUUUCCGCCAAUUGUCGAAGUAAAUUUCUAAUUUUUUUCAUGGAAGUCAUAUUUUUCAACGCAAUUUGACAUAUGACUCAUUUCUGUAAUGAGUAAGUAUUUUUUAUUGUGUGUGAACGCUCAGCAAUCUGUCUGAGUGAUAUAUUUUACGUUUCUAGUAAUUUAUGUGGCUGGAGGACCAAAUACAAGAAGACGGUUACAUACAAUUAUAUAUCUCCCAAGUAUUCGAGAUUCGAUUCGAAAAAAAUAUUCGAUUCUGAAAUCAUCAGGUAUUCGA
Molecule: messenger RNA, 2988 nt
Organism: Styela clava
Lineage: Eukaryota; Metazoa; Chordata; Ascidiacea; Stolidobranchia; Styelidae
Source: RefSeq, a predicted model, not a curated record